AUGCGAACGAAAAGAUUGUGGCAUAACAUCAAAAUUAUAAUUGUGGAAACUAUACUCGCCAUGUUGCCAGAAUUGAUGACAAACUACGAAUUAUCGGGUUCGACAUUAUCGUCCGGUGAGCAUGGCACCCCAAUUCUCCACGAAAUUAACGCCGCUCCUUCACUGACGAUUGACCACAGCCUUACUGAUGGAGUUCGCAUGAAGAUUAUUGUGGAAGAAUUGAUCAAGCUUUUGUUCGUACGCGAUACGCUGUUGUUGGUUACGGGUCAACUACAAGAGCACCCAGAUGUAGAAGUCCCUCUGCACAUGGCAGCUCAAGAUCGUCGGAGUUUUGACUGCUUUGUAGUCGCAUAA
Haemonchus placei is the source of this 354-nucleotide messenger RNA. The record is from the annotation of a GenBank genome assembly. NCBI's taxonomy places the organism in Eukaryota, Metazoa, Nematoda, Chromadorea, Rhabditida, Trichostrongylidae.